AUGUCCGAAAACUGUAUUAAUGUUUGGGGAAUUUAUUGCCAACAAGGUCUACCAGAAUUUCCCAGAGAGUCACCAGUGAGGUUGGCUUUUAUCUCGAUUUACAUCUCGUCCAUAGUAAUUCUUGCCAUCUAUUCCGCUUCGUUGGUCAGCUUUCUGACGCUCGAUUCCCCCAAACUGCCUUUUUCCACUCUGGAGGAUUACGUCAAUGAUGGAACUUACAAAUUAAUCAUUGUACAAAAUAGCGCCGAGAUGGAGGCUCCUAGUGGUGUCAAAGACCCAGUAUUUCGGAAAAUGUACGAAUUGUUGGAAGAGAAGAAGUUUUUACCAGCAACAUAUCCAGAGGCAUUUAAGCAAGUUAGCGAUAUCAUCUAA
Molecule: messenger RNA, 372 nt
Organism: Wasmannia auropunctata (little fire ant)
Lineage: Eukaryota; Metazoa; Arthropoda; Insecta; Hymenoptera; Formicidae
Exons: 3
Coding region: 1-372 (123 amino acids)
Cellular component (GO): membrane
Molecular function (GO): ligand-gated monoatomic ion channel activity
Source: RefSeq, a predicted model, not a curated record